Messenger RNA from Sebastes umbrosus (honeycomb rockfish), 1952 nucleotides. RefSeq names its product solute carrier family 22 member 7-like. The coding region runs from base 94 to 1710 and encodes 538 amino acids. Gene Ontology annotation, cellular component: membrane. Gene Ontology annotation, biological process: transmembrane transport. Lineage: Eukaryota; Metazoa; Chordata; Actinopteri; Perciformes; Sebastidae. Gene Ontology annotation, molecular function: transmembrane transporter activity. The record is from RefSeq and is a predicted model, not a curated record. The transcript has 10 exons.
GGCUCACUUUCAAACAAACAUCUAGCGUGCUUUGUGGUAUUAUUCUCUGAGCUUCACUCCAAAUUGGAAGUGUUGUAUCGUUUUUUUGUGAAGAUGAAGUUUGAGAAUGUGCUGGCGGAGGUGUCCGGCUUUGGGAGAUUCCAAAUAAGGACGAUCCUCUUGAUGAUAAUUUCUCGUCUGACUAUACCUUUUCACUUUCUAAUGAAUAAUUUCGUCGCGUUUAUUCCCUCUCACCACUGCGACAUCAGCUCUCUGGAUGAUGGAGGAUUUUUUAGUAAUUUAUCUCAGGCAGAAAAGCUUGCUGUAAGUAUUCCAGUCCAGGCGGACGGGACUCCAAACUCCUGUCAGAUGUUUGCAGAGCCUCAGUAUCAUCUGCUGCUAAACUCCUCCAACAUGACUGAACUACCCACAGUGCCGUGCCAGAAUGGAUGGGUGUACGAUAACACCACCUUCACGUCUACUCUGGCCACAGAGUGGGAUCUGGUUUGUGAUAAGAGAAGAGUGAACAAGGCAACAGCAACUAUCUUCUUCAUUGGGGUCAUGACUGGAGCAGCAGUAUUUGGCUAUCUUAGUGACAGGAUUGGCAGGAAAACAACACUUCUGGUGUCCUACAUGACAACCGCCUUCUUUGGAUUUGCAAGUGCUUUCUCAUAUAAUUUCGUCAUGUUUGCUGCCAUGAGGUUCUUUACUGGAGUUGGCCUUUCUGGAAUAAGUAUCAUCACCGUAGUCCUUAGUAUUGAAUGGGUGGACAUCAGGCAUCGAACUGCAGUGAGCAUUUUAAUGAGCCUGGACUGGAGUUCUGGCGCUGCUCUGCUACCUCUUGUGGCCUACUUUGUGACUGACUGGAGGUACCUCAUUGCCACAACAACCGCCCCACUGUUUCUGGGAAUGAUCUGCUGGUGGUGGCUCCCUGAGUCUGCUAGAUGGCUGAUAAGUACUGGGAAGGUCAACAGUGCUCAUUUCCAUCUGAGCAAGUGUGCAAAGGUCAACGGCAGAGAGCAGUUCAUGGCUGAAAUAAAGCCUGAGACUCUGUCCAAAGCAAUACUUGUAGAAAAUGAAAAUAGAAAAUAUUCCUAUUUGGAUCUUGUGAAGACCCCCAGAAUGAGGAGACUGGCUCUGCUCACUGGAAUUGUGUGGUUUGGAGUGGCCUUUUCGUAUUACGGAAUCAGCUUAAAUGUUGCUGGAUUUGGUGUGAACAUUUACCUCACACAGUUCAUCUACGGCGCGAUUGAAUUUCCAGUUAAGGCAUUUAUCUUGUUCAGUUUGAACAAAAUUGGCCGAAGGAAGAAUCAGGCUGGAGCACUCUUUCUGACUGGACUGUGUAUAUUUUGCAACAUGUUUGUCCCUCAAGAUAUGGGGCCGUUUCGGACAGCUGUGGCAGCUUUGGGCAAGAUGUUUGCAGAGGCGUGUUUUGCAACUCUAUUUCUGUACACAACAGAACUUUACCCCACAGUAAUGAGGCAAAAUGGAUUGGGUUACUGCUCCUUCAUAGGCCGUACAGGGGUGUCUAUAUCCCCCCUGAUCAUACUUCUUGAAGAAGUGUGGGGCCAUUUACCAAGUACUAUUUUCUCCCUGGCGGCUGUUGCUGCAGGGGUGUCAGCUUGUUUUCUUCCUGAGACACAUAAUAUCCAUCUACCAGAGACUAUUGAGGAUGUGGAACACACAAGAAGAAGAUCAAGCUCCACAUCUGACAAGAAAUCUCAACCGUAAUGUUUUCGUCAUUGCAACCAAAAGGCCAAUAAGUUGAGUUACAGGGCAUAUCAGUCAGUGGCGGUAAUAGGUUUUAAAUAAUAAAAGAAUGAACAGUGUUUCUUAAAUAACCACAACCUGUAUAACUUUUUUAAAUAUAAUAUUUUAAUAAAUGUAUUAAAAUAUUUUACAGUACCAUUGAUCAAUGAUUGAUUUUUUUGGGUUGUUUAGGCUUUUUUCCCUGGUUUUUAAUCAUUGUUUGA